ACAAACCAACAACCCCAAAAAGACAUAACCAUAGCUAAAUGACAUUAAAACAAUAAAACUGGAAGAAAACGUUCGAUUUCUUUAAUAAAAACACGAAGGUUUCUCCUUCCGUGACUGUCACUUUAAGAACAUGACGUCACGACGUAAUCACAUGACCCGGAAGUAGAGGAUUGAACGUGCACUUUGUUGUGUUUACGUGCAUCAAGCGGGCUACUCGAAAACACAAACCGUCCACUUGAUUUUUGCCGCCGUUAUUGCGUUAUUUCUUCACAACCGAUAACUGAUAAGUAUUUUUUAACCUCUUACGUGUAAUUGAAGGGAAAUUCUCACAAUUACACCGUUACGUUUUUAAUGUCAGAAAUGAAGCGCCUUUUAUUCAUAGCUUCGUAACAUCUCUUUGGAACAAAAAAACUCGGAAAAUACAGCUUUUCAGUUCGUUUAUAAAGCGAGUUAUUCAUAGAAGUAGCAUUAAAAUGAAGCAAGACGCUGAUGCUACCGUAGUCCCCGCUUGUUUCAUAUCAAACCAUGAAGGAUUUCACGGAAACAUUAAAAAGUUCAUCCGAGACUUCGUGGUGACCGAAAUCGACGUAAAUGGACGGCAGGUGAACAUAGAAACAGACGUGCAGGCUCCUCACUGCUCGGAUAAGACGAGCGCGGAAUGUAAGCAUGACCAGAACCUUCAAGGUUUGGAGGACUGCGACAUCUCCACCGACUGCAGGUUCGAUUUGACCAUGUCCAGCCCAGACAGUUUGGACUUGAGCAUGGUUUUGGGUCAGGCGGUGAGCGAGAAGCUGGAGCAGUUUGUGGUGAGUCUCCGCGAUGAGGUGGAGGACAGUGAAAAGUCGGGCCACAAGGAGCUUUCACUAGGUUCCUUCACCGACAAGUACCAGAGAGCCAACGUGCACCGGGCCGUCCGACACAGCUUCCCGUUCUUGAUGACUGUCACCAUCCAACCGGAGAUAAGAGUUCGUGAAGACCCGGACUACAGGGAGCUCUCCCAGCUUGUCACCGAGGAGGAAGCGGAGGACUUCUUCAGGUUCAUCGAUGCCAAAGUGCAAGAUUCGUCCUACACGUUUCACCCGGACGACAACAAGGAGCAUCGCACGGCCGUCCAUCACUUCCUCAACCGCAGGUUCGGGAAACUGGUGGAGACCAAAAGCUUCAACGACCAGGACAAGAUGGCCAUCUCGGUGCGAUUGCGGGAGCGGGGUCGACCUAAAAAGAGGAGUUCCGAUGAGCGCAGGGAGGAGGAUGUCUAUACAGCGUUCACUCUAUGUAAGGAGAACUUGGAGACUCUGGAGGCCAUCAGCUACAUGGCGGCAACUCUCGGCGUCCUACCGUCAGACUUCACCUACGCUGGAAUCAAAGACAAACGAGCAGUCACCUACCAGUCCAUGGUGGUCAAGAAGGUCUCGCCUCAACGGUUGACGGAGAAACGGGCAGAAUUUGAGAAGCGAGGGAUGCGUCUGUCCCACAUCCGCUCUGCGUCAGAGCCACUUAAAUUAGGACGACUGCGGGGAAACCACUUUGACUUGGUCGUACGCAACCUGAGGUCGCACGGCGCGAGCGGCACACGCUCCUUCGCCGACACACGACAUCAACUUACCGGCUUGGUGGAAGAGGCGCUGGAGAAUGUCAAGGUGAGAGGUUUUGUCAACUACUACGGGCCGCAGAGGUUCGGAACUGGGCAGAGCGUUCAGUCGGACCUGGUUGGGUUGGCUAUACUCAAAGAAGACAUGGUGGACGCCGUCCGUUUAUUCUUCAGUCCCGAGGACGGCGACGAUCCUCCGAGCAAAGCGAAGAGGCACUUCCUUCAGACCGAUAACGCCAAGGAGUCCUUGGCGUUAAUGCCGGCAUCCAAAGCCAGGGAACGCCUCAUGCUCCGCGCCUUGAACCGCUACGGCACAGGUCCGGAAGGUUGCGCCAAAGCCUGGCUCAGUCUUCCCCAUGGCAUGAGGCUCUUCUACCCGCACGCCUACUGUAGCAGAGUUUGGAAUGAGGCUGUGGCACACCGGUUGGUUACGUUGGGUCACGGCGUACGAAAGGGAGACCUGGUGUGGAUGCGGGAAGUGGACAACGGCGGAGAAUGCAAAGCAGCUCAGAUCCACGUGGUGACAGAACAAGAAGAGGAACAAGGAGUCUACGCGCUAGCUCAGGUGUUGCUCCCCAUGCCAGGAAAUACGGUAAAGUACCCCGAGAACGCCAUGGGCACGUGGUACCGAGAGCGACUUACCAGAGACGGCUUGGAAAACUGCCGCUUCCGAGUGGGUGGUCUCAAACUCAACUUGCCGGGCUGCUACCGCCCUUUGCUAGCCAGUUUGUGCAACCUUAGCUACCGGCUAACCAACGACGACGCGUCAGAGAAGAUGGGAAAUGUCGGAGAAUCGCUCACGCUUACCCUGAAUUUCGAUUUGGACUCCUCAUGCUACGCUACUAUCUGCCUUAGAGAGAUCAUGAAAUGCGAUCCUUAGAUGUUAUUACACUGCCCCCUUUUGAUCGUAGUUGAGUAUCGGCAUUUGCGUAGUCGUGUGCAUAUCUUGUUUGUAUUUGGUGGCAAAAUUGAGAAAUAUAAAAUACUUUGUUUUCUAGAGUUCAAUCCAAUUGAAAAUUUGUGGUGGAAGUUAAAGAAAAUGGUCAAAGCUCAGAAUUAAGUAAGUCGCUCAUUUUUUUUGUUCUUAAUGGUCUGAAAACAUCAACUUCACUGAUGAUGACUGUUUUUUUCAGGUUUUUUUUUGUGUGUUUCCUAAUGCCAGGAAGUUUUCUUUUAAACAGGCAUGAAAAUCUCUCACCUUUCGGCGAAAUUCGCCGUUUUGAAGUCAAAAAGGAUGACCUACGUGAAUCGUGUAGAUCCGAGGAGAAAAUUUUUAAGGGGGGUGGGUCAGGUGUAGGCAUGUGCCGGUUACCUUCAUGGUUUACCAUGCUAUGAAAACGUCGUGGUUACAAAACCACUAAAAUUUUCCUUCAUACAGUAGUACGUAUUCGCUAUUUUUCAUGUGUCAAAACUGCAGCCAGAAGUGGCUUGGCGUGGCAGCGCUUACCCCUUCCCCUGUUUGAUGCUGCGUGUGUCAGUGACGCUAUUACAGCAAACCCAAAAAAAAACACUCCAAACACAAGGCGUACUUUUUUUCAAUUUAUUGAGCUCUCAAAUCGUGGUAACUGAAAUAUACCAAAUGAAUACAUUUAAAACGUUGUACAAUCGUAUUUUUCCACGUGUGAGUAGCUUCAACAGUUUACCUUCAUGAAAAAGUUCGCCAAAAACAAAACACACAUUUUCCUUUCAAAUUCAAUACACAAAGUUACUAAAAACUUACAAAGACGAAUGAUAGGCAAGGCUUAGCUAGGAGAGCAACUUCAUUGAGGUUAAUCACAGCCGCUGAGAGAGAAACAAGUUUGAAUGCAGGGGGUAAAAAAGAGCGUCAAAGAUCGCUAAUUGCGACAGAUGAUCUUGUCCUAAGCACAAAUUCACGUUCGCUGGACGAGGGGAGGUCUCACUCCCAAUUUUUUUUAGAUGAAUGCAUUUGCCAGCACAUUGAAUUUGGUGAGUAUUGGUUUCAAUCGUUUUCAUAUUUUGCGGUAUGACAAAGUUACUGCCGUUCGUUGCAGCUGGCAUUGAACACUGCCAGAGCUAGCCAAAUUGCCGGUGAAAAAAUAGCUGCUGUUAAGUUAGCGUCAAGCUUGUGUAUUUAACUGUAAUAUAAAAGCAGUGUUGUCAGUAACGUGUUAUGUGAGUAAUGCAUAACUGUAAUCUGAUUACUUUCUUUCAGUAAAGAGCAAUCUAACGCGUUCAUUUUUCUAAAUCAUUAAAGUUACUUUCCUUGAUGCCUGUGCGUUAGUUACUAUUUUGUUAUUGCCCCAUAAUGUAUGUAGAAUGAAGAAUACUGUAGUCAUGGGAGUGACAUCACAUGUCACAUUUUCUAAUCGGGGAUGGAAAAAAAAACGGGUCACGUGUAUUACCAUGAUGCGUGAGCCGUGAACGCUGGGAGUUUGCGGCCAAAACAACAUAGCCUUGCUACCUCGCCAGGAUGCAAUGAAAUAGCCAGGAGAUAUACUACAAACGGCUGCAUUUGCACACUGAAAACACAGCCAUUACUUCACAUUUUUGUCCAGUAAAGAUGACAAAAAUAUCUCCGUGCGCUGCGAACUUUGCGCUGGCUCAAAAACACUGUCGACCGCUAAAAGCAUCCAAUUCAAGCACCACUUGGAAUUACAGCACAACAGGUAACAAGACAGCCAGGACUCGUGCUCAAUCCUUGGUUCAAGCUCAGUUGUUGUUGAAGGUUUUGAACGCUUAGGUUUAAAGAAAUUCUAAAUAUCCAUCUUGCCUCCUCAGCUGUAGUUUUGGCUAAGCAAAGCAAACGGCUGUCUCUAAGGUGCUAUAGUCACAUGAUCUGUUCGAAAAAUAAUUUGGACCCAUUAUGAAAUACUUUUAACGAUUUUUGUUCAUUUCAUUUAUUUUUGUUGUUUGUUUUAUUGCUUUAAAACUUUUAUAGACAACAUUUAAUGGCCAUAUUCAAUGGUCUAUACCUAAAGGGGGCGUUCAGAAUUUUUUACAUUAGGCUUAAUCUUUGAGUUAGCCGGGGUUUAAUUAGUCGUUGGAGUUGAUUUGAACAAAUUUUGUGCAGUUUGCAUGUUAUUUGUUAGUUUCAGGGCUCCGGAGUGACUAAGCUAGCGCGAGUCAAUGGUGGUUGAAAUCAACUCCUUCAACUAAUUAAACCCCCGCUAAUUCGAAUAUUAAGCCUUAUGUGAAAAAUUUUAAUUUUCAAAUUCGCCUCAUGUAGGACGUUUCACCGACGGAGGACAUUUUGGCAGAACGCCGGAACAUAUUUCCUCCACACCCUACUCACCUUUUUAACCCCUGACCCAUUUUCAUGCCUGUUUAAAACGCCCUGAACACAACACGUGCUUACUGCAAUGUAAAGCAGGUAGGCAGUUGUGUUAGCAUGCUAACAGUCAGCAAUUCUGGGUCAUUUUUUGGCUAGGGUGCCAAUGUUGAAAUGGAAUUGAAUAGACAUGUAAGCUGUUAUUUUAUGUAUUCACAUUGUUAUUUUAUGUAAUUACACAGUAAUUACAGGGUCUUUUUUUGUAGAGUGCCAUUUUUGUACCCACCAUAUAUGAAGCUGUAUUUUCACUGAAUUUGGAAAAAUAUUCAACUUAUUUAUUUGUGUAGGUACAGGCUACUUAAUUGCAUUUUUUAAAUUUAAUUUACUUCUGGUAAAAGAUUGUUACAGAAUUUUGUUAUGUGUGUUUCAUUCAAAUUCGGAUAGAAGUGGGGGGGGGGGGAAUACUACAAAAUAAUUAUGAUUUUAUUGUGUUGGAUGAACUAUCUUUAAUCAUGUGUUGUUUUUAAAUUCUGAUAUUUAAAAAAGAAAAAAAAAUACUGUUUGUCCCUAUUCUCCACUCUUGUUAAGGUGUGUUAGUGCCGCUAACACACGAGAACAUUUGCGACCCGGAAAUAAAAU
Molecule: messenger RNA, 5459 nt
Organism: Corythoichthys intestinalis (scribbled pipefish)
Lineage: Eukaryota; Metazoa; Chordata; Actinopteri; Syngnathiformes; Syngnathidae
Gene: pus7l
Product: pseudouridine synthase 7 like
Exons: 9
Coding region: 474-2471 (665 amino acids)
Biological process (GO): pseudouridine synthesis
Cellular component (GO): nucleus
Molecular function (GO): pseudouridine synthase activity; RNA binding
Source: RefSeq, a predicted model, not a curated record